Molecule: messenger RNA, 2853 nt
Organism: Synchiropus splendidus (mandarinfish)
Lineage: Eukaryota; Metazoa; Chordata; Actinopteri; Syngnathiformes; Callionymidae
Product: transcription factor Sox-9-like
Exons: 3
Coding region: 389-1795 (468 amino acids)
Biological process (GO): morphogenesis of an epithelium; chondrocyte differentiation; oligodendrocyte differentiation
Cellular component (GO): nucleus
Molecular function (GO): DNA-binding transcription factor activity, RNA polymerase II-specific; RNA polymerase II cis-regulatory region sequence-specific DNA binding
Source: RefSeq, a predicted model, not a curated record
ACAAGCGAAGCCCGGAGACGAUAGAAUGUGUUUGUGACUAGGUCGAAACAGCAGUGAGUCGAGUGUCGUUUUAACGGAAGGUUUGAGGCGAACGUGAGCGGAGAGAAGUGAAACCUGAAGGUGGUUCCUCCCGAGCAGACUGGAGCUCGCUUAGACUCCGCCCACCGCCACUCUCCCCCAAUCGUCACCUCCACGCCGUCAAACAUAAAUCCUCGCGCGCGCCGAGCCUCCAGACUCUCUCCCACUCCUCCGAGAGACAACUUCUAGCUGCACCACUGACCUCGCCGAGGAGCCUCGAGACACUUCGGCUAGGAGUUUGGUGUGCGCUCGCGGACGGUCCAUUUGGAUUUAGACGGAUUCUCGUUUUUCUCCUGAACACGUUGCUCGCAUGAAUCUCCUCGACCCGUACCUGAAGAUGACAGAAGAACAGGAAAGGUGUCACUCCGACGCUCCGAGUCCCAGCAUGUCCGAGGACUCGGCCGGGUCGCCGUGUCACUCCGGCUCCGGCUCCGACACCGAGAACACCCGGCCCUCCGACAACCACCUCCUGCUGGGCGCCGACUACAAGAAGGACGGCGAGGAGGAGGAGAAGUUCCCGGUGUGUAUCCGUGACGCGGUGUCGCAGGUGCUGAAGGGCUACGACUGGACGCUCGUGCCGAUGCCGGUGCGCGUGAACGGUUCCAGCAAGAGCAAGCCUCACGUCAAGCGACCCAUGAACGCCUUCAUGGUCUGGGCUCAGGCGGCGCGCAGGAAGCUCGCGGACCAGUACCCGCACCUGCACAACGCGGAGCUGAGCAAGACUCUGGGCAAACUCUGGAGGCUGCUGAAUGAGGUGGAGAAACGGCCCUUCGUGGAGGAAGCGGAGCGCCUGAGGGUGCAGCACAAGAAAGACCACCCGGACUACAAGUACCAGCCCAGGCGGAGGAAGUCUGUCAAGAACGGACAGAGCGAGUCCGAGGACGGGGAGCAGACGCACAUCUCCCCCAACGCCAUCUUCAAGGCGCUCCAGCAGGCGGACUCGCCCGCCUCCAGCAUGGGGGAGAUGCACUCCCCGGGAGAGCACUCAGGCCAGUCCCAGGGUCCCCCAACCCCUCCGACGACACCCAAGACCGACCUCCCCUCGAGCAAGUCGGACCUGAAGCGCGAGGGUCGGCCCAUGCAGGAGGGCACCAGCCGCCAGCUCAACAUCGACUUUGGCGCCGUGGACAUUAGCGAGCUGAGCAGCGAGGUCAUCUCCAACAUGGGCAGCUUCGACGUCGACGAGUUCGACCAGUACCUGCCCCCGCACAGCCAUGCCGGGGCAGUGGCGGCGGCGGGUCAGGCCGGGUACACCGGCAGCUAUGGCACCGGCGGCUCCAGCCAUGUCACCGGCGCCGCGGCCCACGCCUGGAUGUCCAAACAGCAGCACUCUCUGACCACCCUGGGCGCCGAGCAGCAGAGAACCACCCAGAUCAAGACAGAGCAGCUGAGUCCCAGCCACUACAGCGAGCAGCAGGGCUCCCCCCAGCACGUCGCCUACGGCUCUUUCAGCCUGCAGCACUACAGCGGCGCGUCCUACCCCUCCAUCACCAGGGCACAGUAUGACUAUUCAGAGCACCAAGGCGGUGCCAACUCCUACUACAGCCACGCCGCCGGCCAGGGCUCCGGCCUCUACUCCACCUUCAGCUACCCGAGCCCGACCCAGAGGCCCAUGUACACCCCCAUCGCCGACACCAGCGGAGUGCCGUCGGUGCCGCAGACCCACAGUCCACAGCACUGGGAGCAGCCCAUUUACACACAACUGUCCCGGCCCUGAGACACUGACCCCCCUCCCCACAGACUGUGCAGCAGCUUCGCCAACAGAACUCUUUUCUAGUACUGAGAAUAUAUCCCAGGAUUGGCUCACGACAGUGCCUUUUGUAUCGGUUGGAAUUAUUGUGAUUAUAUUUUUUUAGAUAUAACGUUUCAGAAAAAAAUAAUCCUCUGUGAGGACGAACUGGUCAUAAAUAUUUUAGUAUGUACUGUGUAUGUGUUCCGCUCUCCUCAGUGUCAUUCUCUCUGUCAGGAUCGAAGGUUUUAACUUCCUCAGUGGCCUUACGUUGUUUGUACAGGAAGUAGGAAGCCGUUUACCGACACUGCCGCCUUAUCAUCGCCUGCUCUCGCCUUCGUGCUGUAAAUAUUUAAGUGUGAUUCUGACAAUGCAGAUGCAGGGACUAAGCAGGUUGGGGUCGGAGCCGCUCGAUGAUUCUUGGUGUUGUGAACGCUACUUCAGGUGCCAUGUAACUCUCCGAGGGGCCUUACUGUGUUGCUAGCUGACUUUUGUUCUGGAGUUCUGCCUUCAUACCACUGGUGCCUGUGGAGCCGCCGACGCUCCAUCAGAUGGUACCACAGUGUGGAAAUCACAGCAUUGACUUCCUGCUAGUGGGAAGUGACCUUUGACCCCCACACAGCCACAUUCUUCGUCCUAACGUUUUCUUAAUUUAUUCUUUAGCAUUAAUUUUAUUUGAAAAUUAACUAUCUUUGUUUUGGAAUUCAACCGCAGCUAACUGAGAUCAGCCCGUUGUUUAGCUGUUUUAAUUUAUCGUUUGUAAAUGUUUCCGUACGCUUCUUUUGAUGAUCUUCGUUUUGUACAGGUGACUUAUAAUUACUGGAAUUAACAAACGAAUUAAUGGAUACGGAAGCUGUUUUUUUUAUUUUUGAGAAUCUGCUGGAUUAGACUGGAUACUUUUUUUUAAAAAAAAGCUCCUCAUUUUAUAUUCUGUAUUGUUAGUUUUGUCCUUUUCCUAAUGCAGUUUUCUUUAGGUAAAGCUGGCGUUGUCUUAAAAGCUUAUCUUUUGUAUUAUAUUGUUUGCAAUAAAAAGAAAAGUCAGUGUA